Messenger RNA from Suillus bovinus, 450 nucleotides. RefSeq lists its product as uncharacterized. The transcript is spliced from 2 exons. The record is from RefSeq and is a predicted model, not a curated record. The coding region runs from base 1 to 450 and encodes 149 amino acids. NCBI's taxonomy places the organism in Eukaryota, Fungi, Basidiomycota, Agaricomycetes, Boletales, Suillaceae.
AUGUGGGCCCUCCGAUUCGCUGAAGGUUACCCUACCCCAAGGAACACUGAUACGAGUCCCACAGAUAUUCAGAGGGGCAAGCAUCAAUUACAUUGUGGCUUGAGACACCUGUCCCAUGAGGCUAUGGCUCAAGCUGUCCUCACGAAGGAAGCUGAUGUUGAGUCGAGACACCUGAGUGCCAUGGCAAUGGCUUGGCGAAUCGAGGUGUCUGAGCGACACACAAAGUUCCUUCACAUGGUUCUUGAGUGUGAUGCUGAUACAUAUGCUAGCGCCGCUUCAGAGCGUCUCGACUCAUCAGUUCAAGCUCUUGUUAACUGCAGUAAGGAGGAGCUUCAAAACCACGUGGACUUUGGUGCCGUCACAUAUAAACAUGACGUGAUGUCAUUCGCUGUUGCGGACGAACAGCUCACUGACAUGGAGGGUUAUACUGUCGAGCAUUAUCAGGUCUAA